UCAAACUUCUGACCGGAAGCAGGUCGGAGCAGCAGCGGACAGUUUGAAGGCGACCGAGCCGAGUUUGAGACGUUGUUUUCACGGUGUUUCCGUUAAACCGGAGACAUUUCUCCUCAGACACCGAGUCACCGAGGACAGAGAGAAACGGACAGCUUUCCCGCCGCCGGAGCACGAAGACACGAAGAUAACGGACCAACAUGGCGGAUUCCUCGGGACGCUAUGAGCGUCUGACAGCAGAGCAGAUGGAUGAACAGAGGAUCCAGAAUGUGGCCUAUCAGUACCUCUGCAGACUGGAGGAGGCCAAGAGGUGGAUGGAGGCGUGUCUGGGGGAGGAGCUUCCUGCUCCCUCCGAGCUGGAGGAGGCGCUGAGGAACGGAGUCUUCCUCGCCAAGCUGGGUCAUCGCUUCGCUCCUGAUGCUGUCGCCCUGAAGAAGAUCUACGACCCCCAGCAGCUACGCUACCAGGCUGCUGGUCUUCAGUUCCGUCACACCGACAACAUCAACCACUGGAGGAACGCCAUGACGACGCUCGGCCUGCCAGCUAUCUUUUACCCAGAAACUACAGAUGUGUACGACAGGAAGAACAUGCCCCGAGCUGUUUACUGCAUCCACGCUCUCAGCCUGUACCUGUACAGACUCGGUCUGGCUCCACAGAUCCAGGAUCUCUACGGGAAAGUCAAGUUCACAGAGGAGGAGAUCAACAACAUGAAGUCUGAGUUGGAUAAAUACGGGAUCCAGAUGCCGGCCUUCAACAAGAUCGGAGGGAUUCUGGCCAAUGAGCUGUCAGUGGACGAGGCUGCAGCCCAUGCGGCGGUGAUUGCCAUCAACGAGGCGGUGGACAGAGGCGAGGUGGCGGUGACGGCGAGCGCUCUGAGGAACCCCAACGCUCAGCUGGCCGAGCUGCAGGACGUCCUGAUGGCCCUCUACCAGGACAGGCUGCAGCUGGACAAGAACAGGAAGAGACUCGCAGCCAAUAGGGGUGGAGGUCCAGAGGAGAAAGAUAUCUACGAAGAGUUUCUGACUCACAGAGAAAUCCAGAACAACAUCAACCUGGUUAACGUGCGUUGGGCGGUGGAGCAGGUGGAUGAAGCUCUGGACUCGGCAGAUGAACUAUCUCUGCUCUCUGCUCUGCAGCUGCCAUGUUUGGCCCUCAGGGGCCUCCGUACUGAAAACAGCCCCUGGUACCUGGACCAGCUGUCUGCAGAUCGCCAGCAGAAAGCCCUGGAGGACGGGUGUGUUGAUCCUCUGGAUCCUGACGAGCUGCAGGAAGCCGUUACCCUCGGCAACCAGGAGGCUCACCGAGCCAGGACAGUGGAUGCAGCGCUGCAGAAGGUGAAUGAGUCUCUGCGUCUCAGUGACCCCCGACACACCGUCAGCUGCUUGAUGAACUCUGACCUGCAGCUUCCUGAAGUGUUCCCGUUCGCUGCCUCUCUCUACCACCGAGAGCUGCAGCUGCUGCAGACACAGAGCACUCAGGGGGAGCUGCAGCAGGAGGAGCUGUUUGUUGCCGUGGAGAUGCUGUCGGCUGUCGCUCUCAUCAAUCAGGCGUUGGAGGCGGGACGUGUGCAGCAGUUCAGCUGCUCAUUGGUCAGUCCGUCUGCAGGACUCUCUGAUGUUGAGGACUCUCUGCUGGACAGGUACUUUGAGUGUCUGGUUGGUUGGAAGAAGAAACAGCUGAACGGAGAUCUGCUGACCUGGAAUCAGCUGCAGGAAGGAAUCAACUCUGUAAAUAACUCAGCAGAGGACGAACACCAACAGGUGGUGUGUGUGCGUGUGGUGAACCAGGCCGUGCUGAGAGGAGACCCUGACCAGCUGCUGUCUGCUCUGCUGCUGCCCUCCUGUGGAGCCCAGGAGGUAACACCUGGAAACAUCUGGAGGUACCUGACGCUGCUGCAGAGAGCCAGGCAGCACAGAGCCCAGGUGAGCAGAGACCCAGGAGCUGAGCUGUGGUUGGCUGAUAUCCAGGAAGCUGUGACGAGAGCCAAUCAGCAGAGCCAGAAAGCUCUAAAGAUGUGUCUGUCCCUGGCUGCAGUGAACCAGGCUGUGAAGGAGAACCGAGUGAAUCAGACUCUUCGUGUCCUCCGUCUCCCUGAAGUCCAGCUGCAGGAACUACUUCCUGUCUGCGCCGCCGAGUAUCAGAGAGAGCUGCUCAGCCUGAUCACACAGAGAACACUGGCAGGAGACAACAGGAGUCCGUGGGUUCAGGUCCAGCUGGACGACGGCUCGUUCUUCUUCCUGGACCUGAAGAGACUGCAGGGAGGCUGGGAGAAACCCAAGGGCUUCGUCCACAACAGCGUGUUCCUGGACCGGAAGCAGAUACAGGAAGUGGUGAGCAGUGUCUCGGGCUCGUACAGCCGCAGCGUGCUGUGGCGGAGCAGCGAGGCCCUGCUGGUCCGCCUGCAGGCCGCCAGUCGAGGCUUCCUGCUCCGACAGGAGCUGCAGGCUCGACGAGGCUACCUGAGCAGCCACACACCUGCUGUCAUCAUCAUCCAGUCUCACUGGAGGAGGUUUGUCCAGCAGGGGGCCUACCGACGCCGGCUGCAGUUCCUCUACAUGAACUGGAGAGCUGUUGUCAAGAUCCAGGCGUUUGUGAAGAUGUGGUUGGCGAGGAGAAAGUAUCGAGCUCGACUGAGUUUCUUCAGACGCCACGUUGGCGCUGUGAUAAAGAUCCAGGCUUUCUUCAGGGCCAACCGAGCCCGAGAGGAGUACAGGAUGCUGGUGCACUCGGCCACGCCCCCUCUAUCCGUGGUCAGGAAGUUCGUACACCUGUUGGACCGCGGCGACGGUGACAUCACCGAGGAGGCGGAGCUUCUGCGUCUGCGGGAGGAAGUGGUACGGAGCAUCCGCUUUAACCGCCAGCUGGAGGAAGACCUGACGCUGAUGGACCUGAAGAUCGGCCUGCUGGUCCGAAACAGAGCCACGCUGCAGGAAGUUGUGUCUCACUGUAAGAAGCUGACGAAGAAGAACAAGGAGCAGUUGUCAGACAUGAUGGACGUGGAGAGAAGUAAAGGACUGAAAGCUCUGAGCCGAGAGAGGAGAGAGAGACUGGAGGCCUACCAGCACCUCUUCUACCUGCUGCAGACCCAGCCCCUGUACCUGGCCCAGCUGAUCUUCCUGAUGCCUCAGAGUCGCUCCACCAGCUUCAUGGAGAUGUUGGUCUUCAGUCUGUUUAACUACGGAUCAGACUGCAGAGACGCCUUCCUGCUGCUGCAGCUGUUCACUGCAGCACUCACACACGAGAUCAGGGAGAAGGUGGAGCGGCCUCAGGACAUCGUCACCGGCAACCCCACCGUCAUCAAGAUGCUGGUGAACUUCUACCGCCACGCUCGCGGUCAGAACUCCCUACGGGACACUCUGGGUCCGGCUCUGCAGGACGUCCUGCUGGACCGCACGCUCAGCAUCAGGACGGACCCAGUGGACGUCUACAAAACCUGGAUCAACCAGACGGAGACGCAGACCGGACACAAAAGCUCUCUGCCCUACGAGGUCUCCCCCGCCGACGCUCUCAGUCACCCUGAAGUCCAGCGACGCAUCGACAUCGCCAUCAUCAACCUUAAGAACCUGACCGACCGAGUCCUCAAAGCCAUCACCUCCAACCUCCACAAACUACCGUACGGUCUACGUUACACGGCGAAGGUUCUCCGAGACGCUCUGAAAGCUAAGUUCCCUGAAGCCAGCGAGGACGAGCUCUACAAGAUCGUGGGGAACCUGGUCUACUACCGCUACAUGAACCCGUUAUCCUGAAGAACAUCUGGACCCUCUGCCGGCUCGGCCCUGCAGCCGGAGCAGCGCCACAUCCUGGGCUCCAUCGCCCGCAUGCUGCAGCACGCCGCCGCCAACAAGCACUUCCACGGAGACGGGUACCACGUCAGAGCUCUGAACCAGUACAUCAGCCAGACCCACAGCCGGUUCAGGAAGUUCCUGGUGUGUGUGUGUGACGUUCCUGAACCUGAGGACAGAUUCAACAUGGACGAAUACUCGGAGCUGCUCAUCGUCAACAAACCUGUGGUCUACAUCUCAGUCAGCGAGCUGCUCAACACACACACAUUGUUGUUGGAUCAUCAGGAGGUUCUGUGUCCUGACCCCUCCAACCCUCUCAGACUGCUGCUCAAUGACCUGGGACCAGCCCCCACCCUGCAGGAACUCACUGGAGAGUCUUCUUCGUCAGCUGAUCCAGGAUCUGAGGUUUCUCUGACUCUCACCAACAAGUUUGACAUCUUCAACGAGUCUGAGGACAGACCGGACGCCAGAGGACUGCUGCUCAGCACCAAGCAGCUGAUCAUCGAUGUCAUCAGAACGCAGUCAGGUGACUCUCUGACAGACAUGCUGAGAACCUCUGUGUCACAUGACCAGGAAGUGUGUCAUGAUUGGCUGAUGCAGCGGCGAGCUCGGCAGGACGCCCGCACGCCUGACAAGAUGAAGAGGAACGAGUCGCUGGUCGCCAACGGCAACCUGAGUUUGGAGGAGAAGAAGAGGAAGAUCUUGAGAUGUCUUCGUCGUCUGGAGGGACUCGGAGUCCUGAGAGCCCCCCACCCCGAGAACCAGAUCCUGCAGAUGAUCGCCAAGGACAUCCGUCAGCAGCGUGUGCACCGCCAGCGGCGAGGGGCGGAGCUUCAGAAACUCCGUCAGACUCUCAGCAGCCUGCAGGACAAGAGCAGCUUCCACAGCCAGCAGGUGGACUACUACAGACAUUACAUCACUUCCUGUCUGGACCACCUGACUCACAGCAGUAAGUCGACCAAUAAGAAGAAGCUUCCUGCUCUGAGCUACAGCGCCGCCCGGCUGCAGGAGAAAGGAGUUCUGGUGGAGAUCCAGGACCUGCCAGCUACACAGUUUAAGAACGUGGUCUUUGACAUCGUCCCUGGACCGGAGAAAGGAACGUUCAACGUCAAAGCUCGAUUCCUCGGCAUCGAGAUGGAAGAGUUCCCGCUCAAAUACCAGGAUCUGCUGCAGCUGCAGUACGAAGGCGUGGCCGUGAUGAAGAUGUUUGACAAAGCCAAAAUCAACGUCAACCUGCUCAUCUUCCUCCUCAACAAGAAGUUCUUCAAGAAAUGAAGUCCUGCUCUUCUUCUACACUCCUAUCUCUGGUUGUAUAUCUACAACAGAGUGACCCCUCCUCUCUACACUCCUAUCUCUGGUUUUAUAUCUACAACAGAGUGACCCAUCCUCUCUACACUCCUAUCUCUGGUUUAAUAUCUACAACAGAGUGACCCAUCCUCUCUACACUCCUAUCUCUGGUUUAAUAUCUACAACAGAGUGACCCAUCCUCUCUACACUCCUAUCUCUGGUUUUAUAUCUACAACAGAGUGACCCAUCCUCUCUACUCUCCUAUCUCUGGUUUUGUAUCUACAACAGAGUGAC
Messenger RNA from Perca flavescens (yellow perch), 5360 nucleotides. RefSeq names its product IQ motif containing GTPase activating protein 3 (gene iqgap3). The record is from RefSeq and is a predicted model, not a curated record. The transcript is spliced from 38 exons. NCBI's taxonomy places the organism in Eukaryota, Metazoa, Chordata, Actinopteri, Perciformes, Percidae. Gene Ontology annotation, molecular function: calmodulin binding; GTPase activator activity; actin filament binding. Gene Ontology annotation, cellular component: cell cortex. Gene Ontology annotation, biological process: regulation of GTPase activity; mitotic actomyosin contractile ring assembly actin filament organization.